Orcinus orca (killer whale) is the source of this 6570-nucleotide messenger RNA. It is a transcript of the gene NYNRIN, whose product is annotated as NYN domain and retroviral integrase containing. Gene Ontology annotation, cellular component: nucleus; cytoplasmic ribonucleoprotein granule. The record is from RefSeq and is a predicted model, not a curated record. The transcript is spliced from 8 exons. Gene Ontology annotation, biological process: DNA integration. NCBI's taxonomy places the organism in Eukaryota, Metazoa, Chordata, Mammalia, Artiodactyla, Delphinidae. Bases 315 to 5909 code for a protein of 1864 amino acids. Gene Ontology annotation, molecular function: mRNA binding; RNA-DNA hybrid ribonuclease activity.
GCUAAAGUUCAUCCUGGAGGGGCUGGCGCAGUGGUGAAGGGGGAAGGCUGGGGGCGGAGGGAAGGGAGCCCGACUGGUCCCACCCCCGGCUGUAACCCCUGGCAGGAAGAGAUUGUAGCGGGAGCCGCCGCUGAAAGGCUCGGAGCGCUGGAGGAAGGGCGCCCGAGCCGCGGCGGGUGGGUCCGCGAGCCGGGAGGACCCGCGCCAAGGCGGGGACGCGCCGCCGGGAGGAGGGGGCGUGGCCUAGGCGCCUUCGGCCGGGGGACCCCGGUGGCACUGUCGGCUCCCUCCUUCCUGGGGCGGGCGAGCCAGCCAUGCUCCUGUCCGGGGGCGACCCUCCGGCGCAGGAAUGGUUCAUGGUGCAGACCAAGUCGAAGCCCCGGGUGCAGCGGCAGCGGCUGCAAGUGCAGCGCAUCUUCAGGGUCAAGCUGAACGCUUUCCAGAGCCGCCCGGACACCCCCUACUUCUGGCUGCAGCUCGAGGGGCCCAGGGAGAACAUGGGCAGAGCCAAGGAGUAUCUGAAGGGCCUCUGCAGCCCGGAGCUGUGGAAGGAGGUCCGCUACCCGGCGGCCCUGCACUGCGCCUUCCUUGGGGCCCAGGGCCUCUUCUUGGACUGCCUGUGCUGGAGCACGCUGGCCUACCUGGUGCCUGGUCCGCCGGGCUCCCUGAUGGUGGGCGGGCUGACCGAGUCUUUCAUCAUGACCCAGAACUGGCUGGAGGAGCUGGUAGGGCGGCUGCGCUGGGGCCCUGCCCCUCUGCUCACCCCCCGGGGCAUCUGGGAAGCCGAGGUGACCCGGGCUUUUGGGGCUCUGGUCUGGAUCCGUGGUGACCAGUAUGCAGGGGACCUGCUGCAGCUGCCCGCGGCAGUCCAGGAGCUGCUGCUGAGCCUGGUGCGGGAUGCUGCGGGCAAGGAGGACAUCAUCCAGUGGCUCGGCUGCAUUGGCGCCUCCGACUCCCGCUCGGACCCCGAGCUCCUGAUCUGCCCAGCCCACCAGCAGAAGGAAGGUCCAGCCAUGGUGUCCAUGGGAGACGGUCCCGGGCCUUUUCUGGAGAUGGGGAGCCCAGAAAAUUCAAAGAGGUUAACCAGCCUAGGCGCCAUGGGGGCCCUCAUCCCAGGCCAGAACGCUCAGCUGGAGACAGCAAACCAGCUGGUACGGGUUGGUUCCAACAACCAAGGUGGUACGGACAGUGCUUGUGAGGAAGGGUCAGUACAAGCCAGCGGCAGCCAGGACCCUGCGGACCGCACACAAGCCUCGUCCCAGCAGCGGCAGGCCCGGAGGGGGGAAGACAAGCUCCCUCUCCAGCCUCCAGUGUCAGCCCUGAGUGUGUGCUCGCCCUGGAAGUCCUGGACCCCGGGGCCAGCCUUCGGGCCCUUGUGGCCGGGGACUAUUGCUGCAACCUUCUGGAGGAUCAAUGAACUGCAUUCUCUCCACCUGGCCUGGCUCCUGUCCCAGACUUGCUUCAGUUUCCCUUUCUGGCAGAGGCCACUGGGCCCCAUUCAGUUCAAGCUGCCAGGGCAGAAUCCUUUGCCCUUAAAUCUGGGAUGGAAACAGAAGGAGCUGGUUCCUUUGCCCAGUGUGGAAAGCCCAGAUUGUAGACCAGAUGGGGGGCAAGGAGGAGAGGCAGCCCUACGGAAUUGCCCAAGGCCAGAGACCCCUAAAAAAGUAAUGAGUUUAUUGGUGGUCUCAGGAGGCUCGGGGGUAACGGACAAGGCUAGCCCAGGACUUCCACAGAUAGGGCCACCUUUGACCUCUACACCCCAACUCCAAGCUGGAAGUGAGCCGGGGGAUCGAGGAAAUAUGCAGUGGGAUUGUAAGGAACCCGAAGAGAGGCCGUUUCCAGGGCCCUCCACAGGGCAAGGGGUGCCUACUGCUCAGGGGAGGCCCGCCACUCAAGGGGGGCUGACAGCUCCUUCAGGACCUGAACCUCAAACAGUGCCUGAAACUCUCAAAGUGCCCAUGGCUGCAGCAGUGCCCACAGCUCAAACCCCACCCACAAAUCCCGUGCUGCCUGAAGCCCGCAAAGUGCCUGAAACCCAGAUUGUGCCGGCAGUCCAUGAAGAACCUGCAGCCCCCAAAGUGCCUUUGGCUCCCACAAAGCCAGCCGCUCAGAUGGGGCCUGCAGCUCCCCAAACUCCCACAACUCAGAAAAGGCAUGUGGCAAAAACAUCGCCUGCAGGUCCCCAGACGCCCAGAGCCCAGACCGGGACUACAGCUAAAACAGGGUCUGCAGCUCCCAGAACUUGCCGAGCUCCAAAGAUGCCUGCAGCUCAGAAGGCACCCACAGAUCCAGGGCCAGCCCCGGACGCAGCCAGAUUCCCAAGUGAGGGCCAGCCUUCGUCAAGGGGCAGUGCUUCCCUCCUGAAGGGCCAGGGGGAAGCUGGAAGGCAGGGGCCCCAGUCCAGCGGCACUUUGGCUCCCAGUCGUAAGCGCCAACCUCAGGUGGAGGGGCUCCUAGGGGCUCGGGAGGGGGUUCCGAGGCAGCCGCCUCGCCACCCACAGGCGAACAGCACAGUAACCAGCUUCCAGAGGUACCACGAGGCCCUGAAUACACCCUUUGAGCUGAACCUGUCAGAAGAACCGGGGAACCAGGGGUUGAGGCGAGUGGUCAUUGACGGCAGCAGCGUGGCCAUGGUGCAUGGCCUCCAGCACUUCUUCUCCUGCCGGGGCAUUGCCAUGGCAGUGCAGUACUUCUGGAACCGGGGACACCGAGAGGUCACUGUGUUUGUACCCACCUGGCAGCUUAAGAAGAACCGGAGGGUGAGAGAGAGCCACUUUCUGACGAAGCUACACUCCCUCAAGAUGCUUUCAAUCACCCCGUCUCAGCUCGAGAAUGGCAAGAAGAUCACUACCUACGAUUAUAGGUUCAUGGUAAAGCUGGCAGAAGAGACAGAUGGCAUCAUCGUCACCAACGAGCAGCUCCAUGUCCUGAUGAAUAAUUCCAAGAAACUUAUGGUCAAAGAUCGCCUGCUGCCCUUCACUUUUGCGGGGAAUCUCUUCAUGGUGCCCGACGAUCCUCUGGGCCGUGAUGGCCCCACUCUGGAUGAGUUUCUGAAGAAGCCAAACAGGUUGGACACUGACAUUGGCAACUUCCUGAAGGUGUGGAAGACCCUUCCUCCCAGCUCUGCCAGUGUCUCUGAGCUGAGUGAGGAGGCUGACCCUGGGCCCCCGGAGAGUCUGCAGAAUGUGGAAGAAGUCAGGGAGGAGAAGGAGGAGAGGCAGGGAGAAGAGCAGGAGAUGCAGAAGCCGGCCGAGAAGGAGGAGGACCUGGACUCUUCGCUGAUGUCCGUGUUCAGGGCUGAGUGCUUUUCCCUCUCAGAGGAAAUACUCUGGUGCCUCAGCCUGCACGACCCCCAGGAUGAAGCCCUCGACAUCGAUCUCCUGCCGGCGGUACCUUCUCCCUCCCUGGGCAUCCCCUGGGAUGGGAAGGCUCCCUGCCAGCAGGUUCUUGCCCAGCUGGCCCAGCUCACCAUCCCCAGCAACUUCACCGCGCUCUCCUUCUUCGUGGGAUUCAUGGACUCCCACCGGGACGUCAUCCCUGACUAUGAAGCCCUUGUGGGGCCCCUGCACAGGCUCCUCAAGCAGAAGCCGGACUGGCAGUGGGACUGGGAGCAUGAGAAGGCCUUUCUGGCCCUGAAGCGAGGUCUGGUGUCCGCCCUCUGCCUGACGGCCCCCAACCCCCAGCUGCCCUUCCGCCUGGAGGUGACGGUGAGCCAAGUGGCCCUGACGGCUGUCGUGUACCAGGAGUGCUCAGGGAGAAAGCACCCCGUAGCCUAUACCUCGAAACCCCUCCUCCCCGACGAGGAGAGCGAGGGCCCGCAGUCAGGGGGAGACAGUCCCUAUGCCAUGGCCUGGGCCCUCAAGCAUUUUUCCCGCUGCAUUGGAGACACCCCAGUGGUCCUGGGCCUUUCCUAUGCCUCCCGGACCACUGUAGACCCUGGGGCAGGGGACGGCCGCAGGGUUGCCAAAGCAUGGUUGAUCAGAUGGUCCCUCUUGGUACAGGACAAGGGUAAGAGAGCACUGGAAUUGACCCUCCUCCAGGGCCUGCUGGGGGAAAACCGGCUGCUGACUCCUGCGGCUUCCAUGCCUCGUUUUUUCCAGGUUCUGCCUCCUUUCUCCGACCUGUCCACUUUUGUCUGCAUCCACAUGUCGGGGUAUUGCUUUUACCGGGAGGAUGAGUGGUGUGCUGGCUUCGGUCUCUACGUUCUAUCUCCCACCAGCCCCCCUGUCUCCCUUUCCUUCUCUUGCUCCCCUUACACCCCGACCUAUGCCCACCUGGCGGCCGUGGCCUGUGGCCUGGAGCGCUUUGGCCAGUCCCACCUGCCCGUGGUUUUCCUCACGCACUGCAACUGGAUCUUCAGCCUCCUCUGGGAGCUCCUUCCCCUCUGGAGGGCUCGGGGCUUCCUCUCCUCCGACGGGGCUCCGCUACCUCACCCAAGCCUGCUCUCCUACAUCAUAGCCCUCACCUCCGGCCUCUCAUCCCUUCCGUUCAUCUACCGAACCUCCUACCGGGGCUCCCUGUUUGCUGUGACGGUGGACACCCUGGCCAAGCAGGGAGCCCAGGGGGGCGGCCAGUGGUGGAAUUUGCCAAACGAUGUGCCAGUCCCUGUGGUGUCUCCCCGUACCACGGGCAAGAGGCUCAACUUGCUGGCGUUACAGCUGAGCGACGGCACCCUGGCUGAUAUCAUUGCCAAGCUGCAGGCCGGGCAGAAAUUAUCCAGCUCCUCACCCUUCAGUUCUGCCUUUAACUCCCUCAGUCUCGACAAAGAGAGUGGCUUGCUUAUGUUCAAGGGAGACAAGAGGCCCCGGGUCUGGGUAGUCCCGAGGCAGCUCCGGAGGGAUCUGAUUUUUGCUGUGCACGACCUCCCCAUGGGGGCCCACCAGAGGCCCGAGGAGACCUACAAGAAGCUGCGGUUGCUGGGAUGGUGGCCGGGCAUGCAGGAGCACGUGAGAGAUUACUGUAGGAGCUGCUUGUUCUGUAUCCCCCGGAAUCUCACAGGCAGUGAGUUGAAGGUUAUUGAGUCCCUGUGGCCACUUAGGUCCACCGCUCCCUGGUCCAACCUGCAGAUAGAGGUGGUGGGCCCGGUCACUGUCAGCGAGGAGGGCCACAAGCACGUGCUGAUUGUGGCGGACCCCAACACCAGGUGGGUAGAGGCAUUCCCGCUGAAGCCCUACACACACAUGGCUGUGGCCCAGGUGCUGCUUCAGCACUUGUUCGCGAGGUGGGGUGUUCCGGUGAGGCUGGAGGCCGCCCAGGGCCCCCAGUUUGCCCGCCAUGUCCUGGUAAGCUGUGGGCUGGCCCUGGGAGCCCAGGUGGCCUCCUUGAGUAGGGACCUCCAGUUCCCCUGCCUGACGAGCUCCGGGGCCUACUGGGAAUUCAAGAGGGCCCUCAAGGAGUUCAUCUUCCUGCAUGGCAAGAAGUGGGCAGCUUCCCUGCCCUUGCUGCACCUGGCCUUCAGGGCCUCCUCCAGCCAGGCCACGCCGUUCCAGAUCCUGACGGGGGGCGAGGAGAGGCUGACCGAGCCCCUGUGGUGGGAGAUGAGCAGUGCAAACAUCGAAGGGCUCAAGAUGGAUGUCUUCCUGCUACAGCUGAUGGGGGAGCUGCUGGAGCUCCAUUGGAGGGUGGCUGAGAAGACGAGUGAAAAGGCUGAGAAUAGGCGUUUCAAGCGGGAGAGCCAGGAGAAGGAGUGGAAUGUGGGUGACCAGGUCCUCUUGCUGUCCCUCCCCAGGAACGGCAGCAGCGCCAAGUGGGUGGGUCCCUUCUAUAUCGGGGACCGGCUAAGCCUGUCCCUCUACAGGGUCUGGGGCUUCCCCACCCCAGAGAAGCUUGGGUGCAUCUAUCCUAGCAGUCUGAUGAAGACCUUUGCCAAGAGUGGCACCCCGCUGUCCUUCAAGGUCUUGGAGCAGUGAGCUGGAGCUGUGGGGGAGCCCCCCGCCCCAGGGUCCUGGGCUUCUGCUGCUAGGCCUCCCCUUAACCCCAGCAAUGCUCUCACAGCCCCCUGGGGGCCCUUCAUUGUGCCUUUUGUAGAGAAGUUACUUCAUAAAGCUUUGCUGAACUGUCUUGAACUGGGGACCAGCGUCCCUAUGGAAACAUGCCCAGUAUGGGGUAUUGGGAGAAUCUGCUAAAGGCUGUCAGAUGUGGGCCUCUGACAAUUUUACCCUGGCAGGUAUCCCUUCCUGGGGCAGGCCAGGUUCAAUGUCUCUCCCCAGGUGAAAGUGUACAUAUACACACGUAGCCCAGAAUCUUAUUUCUGGCUGUCUUUACCAUGAAACAGUGUGGCUCUGGACCUCAGAAUCAAAACCACAUUCCCCUCUCAAACAGAAACCUCGAUUGUGGGCUCCUCCCCCGAUUGCUGUCUCUGAGUGGGGACCCUUUGCCCGUGAAUCUGUCACAGCUGACCCAAAUCCAUGCGGGCUGUGGAGAGGCAGCCCGUCCCUUAUCUCAUGGUUCGCUUUCUCAGACCAGGCUAGGCCUGCCCAGCUGUUAAGGAAAGGCUGGCAGUCCUGGGCCUCGAGGCUCGGAACCGGGGUGGGAGGACGGCCGGCCAGCCAUCCUGUAGGUGCAUCCUGC